CGUCAAUACAAGCCUCUGUAUGCAGUCUGUCACGUGGUUUUUUUAAUGACCAGGGCAGCUCGCGCACACUGAUAUGAAGAGUCAUAAUGCAAACUCAGAGUUAGCCACAGUCUGAACCGGCUCUGUCAGGGAUUAUUUUACGCAUGUGGCUCCUGUGGACAGAGGACCUGUGGAUGUGUAUUCUCAUAUGUGACCACACGUGCAGUGAGUGCAGUGAUGGAUACGUGAGCAGCACUUUGUAGUGUGACAGUGAGCUAACCCGCGACAGGCUGAGAGCUGCUGACCGGAGGAUGGAGACACGGAGCAGCCUGACCGAGGCUCUGCGGCUCCGCUGCUGUCUCACCGGCAGCCGUGAACACGCCUGACAUCCAAGUCCCCGCGCCGCUGCCUCAUGAAGCAUGUUAACACCGACUGCGCCAGAGGUAGACACAAUGUGGGACAAGUCUCACCUGAUCCAGGAGGCAGUGUGAGCACCGUGGCUCCUUCACUCAGUCAUUUGUUGAACGCUGGACGGCACCCAUCCAUCCACACGCCGCAAGGGAUGUGGGGACCCCGGAGAACAGGGCUCUUUGAUAUCCUGUCACUGCUGCUCAUGGCGGUGAUGUGCUGUAACCAGAGCGUCAACGAGCCGGGGAACAUGUCUUACGUCAAAGAGACUGUGGAUAAACUGUUGAAAGGAUAUGAUAUCCGUCUCCGGCCGGACUUUGGAGGUGCACCGGUGGCUGUUGGCAUGAGUAUAGAUGUGGCGAGUAUAGACAUGGUGUCAGAGGUCAACAUGGACUACACAUUGACGAUGUACUUCCAGCAGUAUUGGAGAGAUAAGAGACUGGCCUAUGCAGGGAUCCCUCUCAACCUGACACUGGACAACAGAGUAGCAGACCAGCUCUGGGUCCCAGACACCUACUUCCUCAAUGACAAGAAGUCCUUUGUUCACGGUGUCACGGUUAAGAACCGAAUGAUUCGACUACACCCGGAUGGCACCGUUCUCUACGGCCUCAGAAUCACGACGACAGCAGCCUGCAUGAUGGAUCUGAGGAGGUACCCGCUGGACGAACAGAACUGCACUCUGGAAAUUGAGAGUUAUGGUUACACAACAGAUGAUAUCGAGUUCUACUGGAAAGGAGGAGACACUGCUGUGACCGGGGUGACACGCAUCGAGCUCCCUCAGUUCUCCAUAGUCGACUACAAACUGGUUUCCAGGAACGUGGUCUUUUCCACAGGUGCCUACCCUCGACUGUCUCUGAGCUUCAAGCUGAAGCGAAACAUCGGAUACUUCAUCCUGCAGACGUACAUGCCCUCCAUCCUCAUCACCAUCCUAUCCUGGGUGUCAUUCUGGAUAAAUUACGAUGCCUCGGCUGCCAGAGUUGCAUUAGGGAUCACCACUGUCCUGACCAUGACAACCAUCAACACCCAUUUAAGAGAGACUCUGCCCAAGAUCCCCUAUGUGAAAGCUAUAGACAUGUACCUGAUGGGCUGCUUCGUGUUUGUCUUCCUUGCUCUGCUGGAAUAUGCCUUCGUCAACUACAUCUUCUUUGGACGAGGUCCUCAGAUGCAGAAGAAACUGGCUGAGAAGGCACAGAAGGCAAAUAAUGACCGGGAUAAAUUUGAUGGACCCAAGGUCGACUCCCAGGGGAACAUUUUGCUGACAACCUUGGAGAUCCACAACGAGGUGGGAGGGAAUGAGAUCACAACCACUGUGAGCGAGACCCACAACUCCUCCUCCAUGGUGUACGACAACUCGGGGGUCCAGUACAGGAAGCCAAGCGGGCCGCGCUCCAGCCUGGACAGGAACGCACAUCUAAAGAAAACUCGGCUGCGGAGACGAUCCUCGCAGCUCAAAAUCAAAAUCCCGGACCUCACCGAUGUGAACGCCAUCGACAGAUGGUCACGGAUAAUAUUCCCCUUCAGCUUCUCCCUCUUCAACAUCAUCUACUGGCUUUACUACGUCAACUAACGCACUGAUGUUUUUUAAACCCAUUUCUGUCUCUGUGUCAUUUCUGACUUCUUUAUGUGAAGAACAUUAUACGGUGAAAACCCAAUGAACUUUUUUUUAUCAUAGCGUGAGCAGACUUUGAACUGUGACUCAGACACAAGGAGUCUGCAGGACAUGUAUUUUACAAAGAUGUUCAGAGCACUGAGACUUGUGAAGAGCUGGGACAUUAUAUCUCAUGGGUCGAGCCACAGACUCUUUGUGGUGUUGUGUAUCAAAGAGCAUUUACACUGCUUUAGGUCGACUGUACCCAUAAUGUCAGUAUAAAAUGUGGUCGCUGUGAUGCAACUUAAUGCUAACGAGGAGACAGCUGACGAAGAUUCAUACUGUUAUUACAGUUGUCUGUCGAUCUGCACAUGGACGAAUAUGAUCAUAUAAACAGACUCCAGACAGGACAGAGUUUGAAAUCAUUUGCAGAGAAGCCAGAUUUAAAGGAACUGUUCAAUCUUUUGAGAAAUACACCUUUUCCAUUUCUUGCCGAGAGUCAGAGCUGUUUCACACCAAGCAUGGAUUUUCAUCUGAAACAUUUGCACAGAAAUUUGAGAGUUUGUGGGGUCUCAUGAAUGGUUGCACACCCCUGUAGAACAGGGCCUCGAUUUCCACCAUAGAUAAAUAAUAAUACCUAUAGAUACUGGACCCCAAGAUGGCGCCUGUUUAGUCCAGUGAAACUUUUAGCUCCUGGGUUUACUUCUGAGGUACCAGACCACUAAAUAUGUGCAGCGACGUUCCCUCUUGGCUCAUAGACCUUACAUGAUGACAUCACAGAUUUUUCAAAAUUUACAACUAUAAAACUUCCGUGGCUCAAAUAUUCAUAACUAAUAGUCAUAACUGACCUUGUUUGCAGUUCAAGGUGUCCUGUCUACAGUUUCUUUUAUAAUCGUGGUCUAUGAGAAAAAUGCUAUUAGGGCCACAGGGAUUUUUUUCGUUGCAAUACCAGAAGUGGCCACUGGUAGAAAUUGGAAGCAAGGCUGAGAGGUGUUCCUGGGGCCCUGAUUUCUGCCUGUGGAAAUACACAUUUGGUCGAUUAAAUCUUUUAUUCCAACUGAUGUCAUACCUCCAGGUCGUAGCUAGCUUGUUGCCAAAAUAGGGGAACGUCUUAUCAGUUUGGCCUCUCAACACCUAACAUUGUACAACAAACACCACGACUACCUCAACAACUAAAUAAAGGACGAUAUAUAGCUUUAGAUCACUCAACAGCUUGCCAACGCUAUAUGCAUGUCACAGAACAGCUAGCAUUAGCAUUAUCAAAUGUAUUGUGUGCUUGAAGUUAGCCCCUUAGACAUUCUCUCUCACCUGGAUGUCCUUGCUGCAGUGGCUGUGGAUUCUGGGUUCUGCAUGUUGCCCCCUGUCUCCCCCUCUUUCACAGUCAAUUUGUCCUAUCUUAUGAAGACAAAAAAAGUCAAGGCAACAUGGAUAAUUCACACUAGCCCACCCGGUGUGAAAUAUUCAUCAUGUGAAUUUUCCAUAUUCCUGCACCACAUUUUUGCAUCACACUGGUGGGAAACAGCUUUCAGAUGAGAAGAUUUCACACCACUGUCACGCACAUAUGCUAAACAUGAAGCUACAGCCAGCAGCCACUUAGCUUAGCUUAGCAUAAAGACCAGAAGCAGGGGGAAACAGCUCAACAUACUUUCUAAAACGUUGAACAAGUCCUUCAUUCUCCUUUGACGCUGAUGCCAGCGACUGUUCACCGGUUGUGUUGAGGUGGACACUGGGACUGCUGUGACCUCGCUCCGAUGAAUAACGGAGUUUAACACUGUGUAAGAACGUCAAAAAGUAGCUUUGAUUUCAGAGCCCAGGUUUAUGAGCAAGAGAGGCUGAAGGAAAUCAUACCAGCAUUUUAUAAAGCUGUCAUUCUGUCAUUCACUGCCAUUACUGAAAGGAAUAUUUGACAGUUUUGGAAAAUAUGCUUAUCUGCUUUUUUGCUAAGAUUUAGAUGAGAUGAUCCGUGCCUCUCCGUCAGUUAGCUUAGCUUAGCAUAGAGACUGUAAAUAGGGGAAUGUGCUUAUUUAAUCCAUCAUCUCUUUACAUGAACAUAAAUGCAAAAUGUCCUGUAACUAUUUUUUGGCCAAGCACUGUGAUUUCCACAACUUGUCCCUUUUAACAUUUCUGUAUAAACAAACAAGAAUUUACAUGCUAAUUAGCAGGGCUGCCCCCUAAAAGUUGUUAGUGGACCAGAAAGGUUAUUAGUCAGCAAGAUUUCAUUGAUUGCUUAGUCGCAGUAGCAAAAAAAAAAACAAAAAAAAAAAAACUGUGAAACGUGAAUUUAAUUUGAAAGGACAGACACAGGAAGUGUCCACACUCAGCAGUCAGACCAGAGUCAGGUUCAUUUCCAGGGCUGGUACCUGCGGUUAUUCCACAGGCUAGUUAAGAACAUGUCGGGCAGGAAAUCCAAAGUGUGGGAUCAUUUUGAGAAGGUGAAGGACAAACCCAAGGUGAUAUGUAAACUCAUCUUCACUGGUCGACUACAAACAUGACGUAUCAUCUGAAACAUGGAAGUAGCUACAUGUCCAUUAGCCCACAGCGUCAUUAACAGGCGGCUCGCUCAGUGUGUGACGUGCACUUGGAGAUAAAAUAUAGGCCUAUAUUAAUGAAGGUUCAUUAGUACGGUUUGUAUUUCUCUGUAAUGUAGCACAGUGUUAACAAUGUUACUGAUACUAUUCUUUCUCACACCUUCAACUCAAACCACCAAAACAUAUCAUUUAAUAAUUAAAUCAAUAUCGUAAACAUGCAGGAGACUAGUCGACUGAUGGCCCUAAAUGACAACUGUUGGUCGACCAGGAAAAUUCUUGGUCUGGGGCGGCCCUGCUAACAGUUUCCCUCUGUGUCCAGUCUUUAAGAUAAGAUAAGCUAAGCUAACAAGCUGCUGGUUGUAGCUUCCUGUAGGGUACAGACACAAGAGUGGUGUCAAUUUCUUCAUCAUACUCUUGGCAAGAAAGUGACUGAGAGUAUUUCCCAAAAUAUGAAACUAUUUCUGAACAUUUGCAAUUAUUUCUUUACCAUCUGCCAUUGCUUUUAAGUAAUCAGGAAGAAGUGGAUGGUUUAUAUGUGGCUUGACAGUUGAAAAAAAGGUUCCCAGGCUUUUACAGUAAGCACGAACAAUAUCUGAUCAGUUUACACUAUUUAAUUUCCUGUUACUGUGCUUUGAGGAUCGCUGUCACAAUAUUUUACUGAUUUGUGAAACCCAUAUUUAAUACAGCUUAAUUCACAUGGCGACUCUUUUUUUUCUUUCAGACUGCAGGUUGUAUUGGAGACUGAGUGCAGAGAUCUCAUGUCAGAUUUCUUGAUCCUCCAUGAAGUUUAAUGUACAUACUGUUACUGCACAUUUUCUUCAGUUCACGUUAAUUACAUGCCUUUGUUGUCAGCAGUGUUUUGCUCAGUGAUUUCUGGCCUCGCUGUUUUUGUUUGUUAGUCUUUGCACAACAUUUCCUAUUUGUGUUGUAAAUAUAAAACACAAUAUCACAGCUUGUGAUUAUUUCCAUUCUUUCCUAAAGAAGUAAGUGGAUCAUGUGCAAUACUAUAAGUAAAGGAGGUACUGGGGGGGUAUGUAGUAUCUCCACAGCAACAACUGUUGGCGUACACAGCUCGCAACGCACCAUCUGCACUGCCUGGUUGAGCGACUCGCAGCGCGUAGGAGUGACAC
Messenger RNA from Epinephelus fuscoguttatus (brown-marbled grouper), 5633 nucleotides. It is a transcript of the gene gabrb3, whose product is annotated as gamma-aminobutyric acid type A receptor subunit beta3. Gene Ontology annotation, molecular function: neurotransmitter receptor activity; extracellular ligand-gated monoatomic ion channel activity; GABA-A receptor activity. Gene Ontology annotation, cellular component: GABA-A receptor complex; membrane; neuron projection. Gene Ontology annotation, biological process: signal transduction; monoatomic ion transmembrane transport; nervous system process. Lineage: Eukaryota; Metazoa; Chordata; Actinopteri; Perciformes; Serranidae. The record is from RefSeq and is a predicted model, not a curated record.